Paramormyrops kingsleyae is the source of this 2333-nucleotide messenger RNA. Its product is annotated as cytoplasmic phosphatidylinositol transfer protein 1-like. The record is from RefSeq and is a predicted model, not a curated record. Gene Ontology annotation, cellular component: cytoplasm. Gene Ontology annotation, biological process: phospholipid transport. Gene Ontology annotation, molecular function: phosphatidylinositol transfer activity; phosphatidylinositol binding. Lineage: Eukaryota; Metazoa; Chordata; Actinopteri; Osteoglossiformes; Mormyridae.
AGGUUCGGUGGUAAUUCGCAGAUUGGUGUACGACGGUGGUCUCUCCUUAUUUUAACGCUCUUUGAGGUUCGGGGAUGCUCGCAGUCGGACCGCGGCGUUUGGCCGCCUGUAGGGGUCAGUGUGCAGAAUCGAAAGCUUGAACACGGGGAGGAUCUGUAAAGGAAAAAAGCGGAGAAACGGUGACGGAAAGGGGGUCGGUUUGGUCCGAGAGCCGUGGGGCGGCGGUGCUUCGAUCGCGUAGGCUGGACACGGUGCCGGGGGCGGUGGGCUCCCAAUAAACGCUAAAACGGUGCCUUUCCGGGUGAAGAGAGGCGAGGAUCAGGGAUCGGACAAGUUUUAAAACUAAGGGGAAGCCCGGGCAGUAGUCCAAGAAUCCGGGGGAGCCGGAGGAGGGGGUGCGGGGGCUGGGCUGGGCUGGGCUGGGCUGCCAGAUGUAGCGUUUGCGGGGCUGUGAUAAUGUAGCCGGAGUUUGCAGCUCGCAUCCGCUUUGGAGUGCAGUGAGUUCAUCCGACGGGACGCCGACCAUGCCCUAAAAGCGGGUGGCAUGUGAAGCCUCCUCUUCGUCACGCACACGCCACGGGACCAGUCAUCUCUCCAGCUGAGCUCCGCCGUUCAGUCUGCCGGGGUCAGCCAUGCUGCUGAAGGAGUACCGCAUCUGCAUGCCGCUCACCGUGGAGGAGUACAGGGUGGGCCAGCUGUACACCAUCAGCAAACACAGCCACGAGGAGAGCGACAAGGGAGAGGGGGUGGAGGUGGUCCGGAACGAGCCCCACCUGGACCCCGUGCACGGGGAGGGCCAGAUCACCGAGAAGAGGGUGCACCUGUCCAGCAAGCUUCCAAGCUGGGCACGUGCAUUGGUACCUCGGAUCUUCUACAUCACGGAAAAAGCCUGGAAUUAUUAUCCGUACACGAUCACAGAGUACACAUGUUCGUUUUUGCCAAAGUUCUCCAUCCACAUAGAGACGAAAUACGAAGAUAACUGUGGAAGCAGUGAAAACAUAUUCGGCCAGGAGAAGUCCGGUUGUGACCUGGAGGUGGAUUUCCUGGACAUAGCUCACGAUAAGAUUCCUGAGAGACACUACGAGAGCUCAGAGGAUCUAAGGUGCUUUUCCUCCACCAAAACGGGCAGGGGUCCCCUGAAAGAGGACUGGAAGGAGACCAGCCAGCCUAUCAUGUGCUCCUACAAACUGGUCGGGGUCAAGUUUGAGGUGUGGGGGCUUCAGACCAGAGUGGAGCAGUUUGUACAUAAGGUGAUCAGAGACAUCUUGCUGGUGGGCCACAGACAGGCGUUUGCGUGGGUCGAUGAGUGGUACGACAUGUCGAUGGACGAGGUGCGGCAGUAUGAGCGGGAGACGCAGGAAGCCACCAACGAGAAGGUGGGCCUCGUCACCCCAGCCAUCGCCGUCCACGAGGUGCCCCGCGCCCCUGCCACCCGCAGCGCCCCCGCCAGCACCCCCUCCACGCCCGUCAACGGAGACCCACCUGACUUCCUGGCUGUGCCCCGGGAGCGGCCCCGCAAGAAAUCCGCCCCCGAGACCCUGACCCUCCCUGAACUACAGGGGCUCUCCGCCCACAAAUAACCCCCAACCCCAAACGGCAAACCCUAUAGGGUACAAAGCUGGAGCUAGCUAAUCAUGUGACUGUUGUGGAUGACACACUGUAGAAGUUUAACAAGCUGCAUUCAUCGCCAGAAGGUGAUGGGUUCGCAACCCACGAGGGGUGUUUCAGGGGUCUGUAGGUCAAUGGCUCCUAUGUAGAUUAAAUAUCUAGCUGUAAAAAUAUGUACAAUAUGAACUAGGUGAAUUUAAGCCUCUUUGGGUGUGUAAUUUUAAUAGCUUUGUCUUUGUAGCGUCCGCCCCCCCCUCACAGAAUGUUUUUGUGUUGUGCUUCUUGUGAAUCUGUGUGCAUGUCUAUGCUGUUGGGUUUUAGCUUCUCUUGGACUAUCGGCGUGUUUGGUUCUGUUGCGGUAGCAGGUUGUGAGCUGUUCUCAGUUUUUACACGGGGGCCAGAAUUUCUAACAAUGAGCCAGUUUCAGGCAUCUGCCUGCCAGUUGACGUCAGGCCUGAUAAGGUCCCAUAUCAGUGUUGCCAGUUGAGUUUAAUUCCUGCUUCAAGUUCCCAUUUCCUGAGCUGGUAAUCCCCUGCAGAGGGUGUUUCCUGGCAUCACCGCCUCCGUGUUUUUGUUUAUCGUGGAAUUGUCUCAUGCAAAAGGCAGAUGCACGACUCGCCCAGAACAUGAUUAUGCAGUAAAUUUUUCCAGAUGCCGUCAUGAGUCUCUGAGAAUAUUUUUGAACUACAAUGUUAUGCAAUCGAUUAAAAAUGUUUUAAACCCUC